Messenger RNA from Mercurialis annua (annual mercury), 2002 nucleotides. RefSeq lists its product as uncharacterized. NCBI's taxonomy places the organism in Eukaryota, Viridiplantae, Streptophyta, Magnoliopsida, Malpighiales, Euphorbiaceae. The transcript has a single exon. The record is from RefSeq and is a predicted model, not a curated record. The coding region runs from base 283 to 1002 and encodes 239 amino acids.
UUUCUUACUUCACACCCUCUCUCUCUAUUAUUUAUUUUUUCUGUAGCUGACAACUUCUCUACAGUAGUCUGCUUCAUUUCAGAUAAACAACAUUCCUCUUCUUCUCAUUCCUUAGAGCUUCCUGAAAUCCCUCAUUUUUGCAGAAAUUCUGCAUUUUUUUUGUCCUGACAAUCCUUUAAAUUUCAGAUUUUUCUCUGUCGUCUUUGACUUCUUUUAGCGGCCCUUUUUUUUUUCUCUCUGUUUCAGAUUUUCUGAAUUCUGAAUUCUGAUAAUAACACUAAUAUGUGCUCGGAAACAAGCCCGCGAUUAUCAUUUUCCAACGAUCUGAGCCAAGAAGAUGAAAUUCCGGUUGACCGAAGAGAUAAAUUUCUCCUGGAAUCGGAUUCUGAUUUCGAGUUCAGCAUUUGCAGCAGUGUUCACCAUCACUCUUCUUUAGCUGACGAUCUUUUUGCACACGGCAUGAUCAAAGUUCCUGAAACAAAAUUAAGUUCCGAUCGUCCGAUUAAUCAAAUCCAUAGAUUUAAUCAACUUCCUCCUCUUCCUUCUUCUUCCGAAUCUUCUCCGGCUACUAAUGGUACUAUUUCAAAGAAAGAAAUCAGGGUUUUGGAUUCGGAAUCGGAAGAAAUCAAAAUUCAACCGAGUAACAAUACGACGUCGUUUUGGGGAUUCAAGAGAAGUAGCAGUGUGAAUUGUGAUAUCAAGAAAAGUUUAUGUUCAUUGCCGCUUCUUUUGAGGAGUAAUUCAACUGGAUCAUCACUGCCAAAUAAUCCUAAGCAGAAACAAUCCAAGAAGUCGUCGGGAUUACCGUCCCCGCCGUCACCGGCGGCAGGAUCUUCUGCAAGCUAUGUGUAUACGAUACCAAACAAGCCUCCGUUGAAGAAAGUCUAUAAUAAUGGGUCUCAUAAUGGUAACGUUAAGUUUAGUCCUGUGAUUAAUGUGCCUUUUAAUUUUGGUUUGGGGUCUUUCUUGCGAAAUGGAAAAGAUAAGAGUACAAGAAAGUGAUUUAUGUUUUCUUGGUGGAACUAUUAUUACUUCUAAUUUUGGAAAAUAGUAGGCUAUAAGGCUUGAAUUCAAAAUUUAAUGCGGAUAUCGUUUUUAUAUAAUGAUUACCGAUGUUCAAUUUGUUAUAUCUUGAAAACUGAACAAUCAUUUUAGAAUAAAAAAAAGUUACUCGACCAAUUCAGAUCAAUUUUUAUUUAUAUGACUAUGAAUUGUAAUGUGCUGUUUGGCUAACGGAUUGACAUAUAUGUAAAAUUUGAUAAAAAAUUGAUAGAAUAACCUACCGUUAUUUGAAAACUAAAUAUAUCGUUGUUGAAAUGUAAUAAAUUGAAUAUCGAAAAUCGUUAUGUAAAAAUAUUAUAAUUAGACAACUGUAAAAAUAUUUAACUCUCUCUACGAUUAGACUAUGCGAGCAGAGUCAAUUUGUGGAUAUAAUUAUUUGAUGAUUAUGAUGGAAAAGAUAAUGUGAGUUCUUGUUAUUAUGAUAGUUUAUAGACAUGAAUCAUGUGAUUUGAGAAGGAAAGUACAAUUGAUUUUGGAUUUAACUAAGAUUAGAGAAAGUUAAUUACUCAUGUGGUUUUGUAUGAUUUAUAUGUGAGGAAUGGGAGAAAUGAAAGGAAUGGGUACUUGGAAUUAAUGGUGAUGGAAAAUCAAAAUGUCACAAUUAUAGGAGACAUUUCAAUAGGUAUCCUUCUUUCAUGGCUUAUCACACUUCUAUUUUAUCUUUUCAAUUUCUAUUCCAUAGGGGUGUAAUUGGGCCACUUUUCUUUAUCUUUAUCUUUAUUCAAUGGCAACAAUUAUUUUUUGGCUUUUUCUUGUAAUUGAUUGAUGUAAGCAUAGAAUAGAAAGAGUGAAAGAUAAAAUGUCUCUUUGCUUUACGUUUUGUUUUCUUAUUUUUGACAUUAUGACAAGAAAUGUUUCAUGAUAUUGUGUUAGGCUUUUGCUAAUUUGGUUUUUUGUAUUGGCACAUGUCGACAUAUAUGAUAUUUCCUGUUUUAUUUUA